Haplochromis burtoni (Burton's mouthbrooder) is the source of this 1408-nucleotide messenger RNA. Its product is annotated as formin-like protein 2. The record is from RefSeq and is a predicted model, not a curated record. NCBI's taxonomy places the organism in Eukaryota, Metazoa, Chordata, Actinopteri, Cichliformes, Cichlidae. Gene Ontology annotation, cellular component: cytosol. Gene Ontology annotation, molecular function: actin filament binding; small GTPase binding. Gene Ontology annotation, biological process: regulation of cell shape; cortical actin cytoskeleton organization; cell migration.
CUACGCCCCAAGAAGAAGUGGGAGGCUCGCCCCCCUGAAAGGACUCAUUGUAAAAGAGGGAUGAGAGUGUGCGCGCAGGCUGCGAGUGUGUCCAAGUGUGUGUGAGCGUGUGGACACCCCCUCCUCCUUAACUAGCUGGUCAGCAGUGGAGGGAUUAGGAAAGCCGGACCCGCUCACUCACUCAUUCACUCACUCACUCAGUCACUACUAAGUAACAGAUAGGGUUGCAGUAAUCGUGAAUCAUGCUCGUCGUCAUUACUACCGGCUGGGAGUGGAGCCGAAAUUGUGCAAGAUACGGAUAACUGCAUAGAAAAGGUCCGAGUGAGUAAGAGGAGUCACGUUUCCAGGUUUCUUCCCUUUGCCGUGAAAAUGUUUCAUCAGGGACUCCUCUGCCGCCGCCGCCGCUUGCGCUCGGACCCGUCGCAUUAUGUUACUUCCCUCACAUGUGCUUUAUGUUGAAGAAGAAGAAGAAGAAGAAGUGAUCUGGAUAAACCUGCGAGGAUCCUGCCAGGGCGACUGAGCAAAGCGAAGAGCGUGCGGAUAUUUCCCCUUUUUAUCGCCGUGCAGAGUUUUUUUUGUUUUGUUUUUUUCUCAAGUGGACUAAGAGGGGAAAAAGUUGGGGUUUCUGGUCAAAAGAGGAAUCAUGGGGAACGCAGGGAGCAUGGACCACCACACUGAUCUCAGGGGACACAACAUGCCCCUGAAACUCCCCAUGCCAGACGCAGGUGAACUGGAGGAGAGAUUUGCAAUCGUUUUGAACUCAAUGAAUCUUCCUCCAGACAAAGCGCGGCUCUUGCGGCAGUAUGACAAUGAGAAGAAGUGGGAACUGAUCUGUGAUCAGGAGCGAUUCCAAGUGAAAAACCCGCCUCACACGUACCUCCAAAAGCUGAGGAGUUAUCUAGAUCCAGCGGUCACAAGAAAGGUGGGUACGAGAAUUCCUAAAUGAAGAGAACAAAGGCCUGGAUGUGCUGGUGGACUAUCUUUCUUUCGCACAGUAUGCUGUCACUUUCGAUGGCGAGUGCCUGGAGAACAACCCAGAGGCUGCGAUGGAUAAGUCUAAGCCCUGGAGCCGCUCUAUAGAAGACCUCCAUGGAGGAAGCACCCUACCGUCUCCCAUCACUGGGAACGGUAUCACCCGAGUCGGGCGACAUUCCACGUUACGUUUCAACACAUUGCCCAGCCGGAGAACGCUGAAAAACUCCAGACUGGUCUGCAAAAAAGAUGAUGUCCACGUCUGCAUCAUGUGCCUGCGUGCUAUCAUGAACUACCAGGUCAGCCCCCAAGGCCUCUACAGGGACCAUCCAGUCCACACAGACUGCACGUCGCUCUGAGCGGAUCCACAUUUUGUUAAGCUAAAUUCAGUUUUCUAAGUUGUUUUUAUUAUUACAAGUCCCAUCUUGCUUAUUCU